AUUUAUUAGACACUGGAUGUCUUGUUUCAUCUAAUUAUAUAGCUUGAUGACCAGUAAUACAGCAAUAGAUAGUGAUGUGUCUAAAGCAUCAGCACGAGAACAUUCAUCAUAUAAGAAGUUUUGCAAUGUUAAGAACUUAACUUUUAUUCCCAAUGCUACAAUAGAUACAUCAUCAAAUUUAGCACCUUUAAAUACACCGCGUUCAUACCUUUUGGCAGGACUGCGCACUGCUCCAUGUUUGGAUAGACAAGUAGGAUGUGAGCCAGGAAAUCAAAAGAAUGAAGAGACAUAUGUUCCUCUUCCGAAUGUCUAUAGGAAAGAUAUAAAUGAUUCAAGACACAUGGGGGCAUCAGCUUACCCACAUAUACAUGCUUUAUCACCUAGGACAGCACAAGGACUUGGUUUAUCCACAUAUCAAAAAGCAAGCUUUCCUGUAAAUUCUGUAUCAGAGCCAUCUACUCCUUAUCAACAUAACUUUGAUGAAUUUAAGGGAAUAACUCCACAGAAAUAUUCACCAUUAUUAUUUUCCAAUUCAUCUUUUACACAACCUAUCUUAUCUCAACAAUAUUCAUAUCAACCAAGAAAAAUCAAUCCCACCUCACCAUCAAAUUCUGGUACCUUUCUUAAAAGCUUUCCUUCACAUCAUAUACCGGAACAACAUGUUUCUUCUUACUCUCCAAUGCUUCACGAAUCACAUUAUGAACUUCCUGGUUAUUCUAACCCUUUAGAAAUUCAUUCCUCAGCUUUUCCUGGCUCUACUUAUCAUUCUCAAUUUUCUAAUCUUAAGAAAAACAAACAUUUUUCGGCUUUUCAUACAAAUACUAACGAUUCUUCUACAAAUCCUAAUUCACCAUUUGGUUUUCAUUCAAAUAUUCCUCCUUUAAAUAAAGAUGGUGUUCCUUAUCGUCAACCACGUGGUCCUCCUCCUAUGGAAGAACUACUUUCACCUAAUGAAUCCGAAAACAAAAAUUUUUCUCUAAGAUUACGCAGGCAGGCUAUUAACAAAAUAUUGCAUGCUGGUGUGCAACGUCAAAACAUCCUUUUCUCUUCUGGAUCUACUCUUGAUACUCCUAAUGAUCUACUAAAAGCAUCUUAGAUUCUUUUAAAAUACCUCUUUCUUUCUUAUCGUCUCUACUACGAUU
Pneumocystis carinii B80 is the source of this 1142-nucleotide messenger RNA. RefSeq lists its product as hypothetical. The record is from RefSeq and is a predicted model, not a curated record. Lineage: Eukaryota; Fungi; Ascomycota; Pneumocystomycetes; Pneumocystales; Pneumocystaceae. Bases 47 to 1096 code for a protein of 349 amino acids. The transcript has 3 exons.